GCUCCCUCCUCCACCAAUGCCAUGUCAAGUACAAAACAAGCAGUUGGAUGUUGCUUUCAGGUUUCCAUGCCCCUCAUCACACUCCUUGAUUUGAUUUCCAUAGCACCUUGCACACAAGCCCUGAACUGUGUGACAUGGAUGCUGAUAGUUUUGACAGAUCACAAUGCAUGGGAGGCUUUGAUGCUGAAGAAGAUCCCACUUCUGGACCAUCUAAAUUUCCCCCUUUGAACCCCAAGCCAGGGCCAGAUGACAUUCCACUUGUCCCAUUGAAUGAGCUAUGGAAUGUGAUAUCCAACAGCUGCUAUCAAAACAUAGAUGGGACCUGCAAUUUAUUUCAAGAGCUGCAAGAUGCACUCACCUCUGGUGAACCACUAUUUUCUGACCCAGCCACUGCACUCAAUCAAUUCCCAUGCAAUGACAUUCUUCUCAAUGAAGACAUGGAGUCUGACUUUGGUAUUGAGCUUCCAGAUGAUGAAGGUGACAAACUCAUCCACUCUAACUCUGUGAAAACCAAGCAUUUUCUCACCAUGAUACUAUUCAAUUCUCCAAGGCUUCCCUUUUCUGACCCACAAAAGAAAGCCAUCCUCAACUGGGCAAAGGAACUCAGUGCCCAUGAUGUACUGUCUUUGUAUGCACUGAAACAGUGCCAUGAGCAAGUCAAGAAAAUUGUGGGUGACUUGACCAAGAAGGUUGUUUCACCAUUUGGUAAUGUCUUCUAUAUCAACGAUGUUGCAAAGGCCAUUGUGAAGUCCAUGUCAACAGGAACAUUUAUUAUGUUGACUAGCUACUACAAGAUUCAUCUGGAGCAUAUUUUAUACCUGAGCACUUCUUCCUUGCAUCACCAAGUGUUGCCUCAGGUUCUGGUGGAAAGCUGGCAGACACAAAAGAGCUCUUCACUCUUGGAUGCACUGCUGAAUGAACUGAAGUGUGCUGUGGUCAUUGAUAAAAAUGCUGGCAUGUUUGAUCACAGUCAUCAAAGAAGUGGUUGGAUGGUCUAUGCCAUCCCAUUGAUUAUCUUUAUGGAUGAUGUCUCUGGCAAUAUCUCCAAACAGUGGAACACGCAUUAUGUGAUAUACAUGUCAAAUGCAAACCUUCCAUGUGAAAUUUUGGAUCAAGAGUUCUGUGUAUGGUUUGUCACAUCAUCUCCACAUGCUUCUCCUAUGGAGUUGAUGCAUGGAAUGAAGCAAUCAAUACUGAAUGCCACUGAGUUGGGGGACAAUCCUAUGCAGGCAGAGGAGUGUAGCCAGGGUGGUUUGAAUUGUAACCACUUUUGUCAAACUUGUGAUGUUGGAGGAAUGAAGGAGCACAAGGAGUCUGAGCAGGGAUACUGUAGCUUGUUCAAGUCAGGAAACCUUCACACACCAGAGGGAAUAGUGAAUGAAAUCAAAAAGAGUGAGGUCAAGGCUGCUUUGGAGAAGGAACUCGAGGAUCUUCUCAAUGGAAAGAACCUGGACAAUGUGAUAAACCCACUCUUAGGCAUGAAUGGUGAGGCAGCAUUUUACCUCUUCUCAUGCAAUUACUAA
Pisolithus orientalis is the source of this 1523-nucleotide messenger RNA. RefSeq lists its product as uncharacterized. Lineage: Eukaryota; Fungi; Basidiomycota; Agaricomycetes; Boletales; Pisolithaceae. The record is from RefSeq and is a predicted model, not a curated record. Bases 135 to 1523 code for a protein of 462 amino acids. The transcript has 11 exons.